UAGAUUCGAAGUGUGUGCCAAGUUUAUCUCUCUCCCUUUUAGUUUCUCUAGACUCUAGUACUAUACAUAUAACAUUAUUUUCUAUUACUUUAUAUAAAUAUAUACUUGCUAAAUAAACGACCACCAACUCAAAAGCUUAUUCCAUUAUGGGAAAAAAAUUCUGCAGGUGAUCCUAACUCCAACUCAUCUUGCAAUUGUGAUGGAGUAUGCGGCUGGUGGUGAACUAUUUGAUCGAAUCGUCGAUCGUGGGCGAUUUAGCGAGGAUGAGGCCAGGUAUUUCUUCCAGCAGUUGAUCUGUGGAGUGAGCUAUUGCCAUCACAUGGAAAUAUGUCAUAGAGAUUUGAAGCUGGAGAAUGUUCUCUUGGAUGGCAGCCCAGCUCCACGUCUUAAGAUAUGUGAUUUUGGCUACUCCAAGUCAUCAGUACUACAUUCAAGGCCAAAGUCAGCAGUGGGUACACCAGCAUAUAUUGCACCAGAGGUGCUUUCUCGGAAAAUAUUGAAUUAAGGUCUGUGUAUAAGUGGCUGGUACAUCCGCC
Messenger RNA from Zea mays, 536 nucleotides. RefSeq names its product serine/threonine-protein kinase SAPK4. Gene Ontology annotation, molecular function: ATP binding; protein serine/threonine kinase activity. The transcript has 4 exons. The record is from RefSeq and is a predicted model, not a curated record. The coding region runs from base 200 to 505 and encodes 101 amino acids. NCBI's taxonomy places the organism in Eukaryota, Viridiplantae, Streptophyta, Magnoliopsida, Poales, Poaceae. Gene Ontology annotation, biological process: protein phosphorylation.